AUCAUCAGCAGCUGGCGAAAUUUUCCUGAUGUCAUGAGCGUGAUUUGCAAAUGGGUUAUGCCUGGACUUACCAUCAUCAGAGGGUGUGUGUGUGUGUGUGUGUGUGUGUGUGUGUGUGUGUGUGUUUAUCUUGAUUGGCUUACAUUAAUGAUUGCACAAUGUGACCUGAUGAAACGGCUCUUAUUGUGUAAUUCCAUCAGUCACACAAAGCAGCACUUCGGCAUGAUUUCACCCCCGGCUUCAGUUUCUCUCUACUUUUUUACCCCUUCUGACUUUUGUACAACUAGACCUUGGUGCUUCUAACACAAUAGGACGUUGACCUGACGCUCGUUGGGGUGGUAGGGGCGUAGAAAUGUCAGCUAUUGAAACUUUUGGCUUUCUGUAAGCUAAAAACAAAAGCCACUUCGACCUGGGAGGGGUCCGAACAUGCGUAUGUCUGGUGCUUUAGAGGUCUGCUUUUCCUUGAUGGUACAAGCUAAGCAUGCAUGGAAAAAUUCAUCUCUCUGACACACUGAUAGAUGAAAAAUAUAUAUAUUUUUAAAUAAUCAGCUAUUUAUAGCAAUGGAGCGUCACUGCGCAUUGUUUUGUGCGCAUGCGCUGUGCCAAUCCCUGAUUUUAUUCGGUGUUCCAGGCAGCCAUAUGGCAUCACGUUAGAAAAAAGGCCUGUCUUAAAUAUGUUUUCAGAGGGAUGCAAACGUGCAAGCAUAACCCUUUGAGUAAAGCGUGUAAUUUUUAAUAUCAUGAUAAUGCCAUGAUAAUUUUUUUGACACUCCAACGCCUACGCGUUCCAAAUCGCACUCUGACAUGAUGUGUCAAAGUAUUUGAGUGAAACACUAACCAGAGGAUUAGGACACAGCCCGAGCUGUAAGCGCAAAAAAAAACAAGCUCUGUGAUACUGCUGCUGCGCCUCAUUCAUAAUUCAGAAGCCUCGUGAAUAAUUCAUGAGGUGACGUAACACUGCGGCGAAGCUCCUCGUUCGGUUCAACGAGAGGCGUAGGCGUGGUUUUGCAUAAAUUAUGUCGUGACGCAAGCGGAUGAGUUUUUUUAAUCCGCUGCCGCAGCAGAUCAGAUGAGCGGCCGGGUAACGCGGAGGAAGGGGGGCUGCGCAGUCGGUCGGUGGAGGAAUAAAAAAAAAGAAUAAUAAAAGAUAAAAAAUAUCAUUUUAUAAUUGUAAUAAAAUAAAUACGCGGACGACCGGGUAACUACGGUUUUACCGACCACCGACCCCCUACAGCUCCUCCUCUCUCUCUCUCUCUCUCUCUCUCUCUCUCUGUAUAGGAAGUUAAAGGUCACUGCGCGUUUUGUUCUAAGGGGAAAAAAGGAGGAAAAAAGAAAGAGAGAGAAAAAAAAGGGCUCCCGUUUUAUACCCGAAUAUUAAAUGGGUGAUUACGGCUUCGGCUUGUUACAGACAGCGAGUCUCGACCACGGCAGCGGACUGUUCGGCGCGUUCAGAUCGUCCUACUCGAGCCUCUCCCCGUCCGCCGCCGGCGAGCUCCUCCUCCCCGCCGCGUCGCCGCCGUGUCCCUCGCGGAGCGGCAACAGCAGCAGCAGCAGCGCGGCCGCGUCGCCGCUAUACGCUCCGUGCGCCGCGCCCCGGCGCACCAUGCAGGAUGAGCCCGCGGGGGUGACAGCCUCGCGGCGACAGGCAGCGUCCACCGAGCCGUGCGACGAGUCUGUGAACGCAGCGGCCGAUCGAUCGCCGUCCACCGGCGUCGUGGACAACGGGAACCGCACGGACUACGACUUCGGAGACUACACGGCGGCGACACAAGGCCGCUUCGGCGCUGUCACGUCUCUGCGUGACCUUGACAGAGAGAGGGGCGAGAACCAGCGCGCAGACACCGAAGGCGCUCCAGAAGGCCCCGGGCAGCUCACGGAAGACGCGCUGGCGGAUGCCGCGGCGCCUUCGAGCUCGUCCGUGAGUCCCAACAAGGUCCAGAUCCGGAUGGAGCCCGCGGGCGCACAUCUCGCGGCGGCCUUUACGAGCCUUCCGCAUCACGGGACCUCGGCUGCGUCGCCCUCCUCCCUGCACGGGUUCGGUGGUGCACCCUGGUCAGUGCACACGAGCUCCCCUCCGCCGCAUGUAUCCAACAACGGGAGUCACAUCCUGCCUGGAAACGAACCCGAUGGAGGAUUCUAUCCAGGACUCCCGUCUUCGGUGAAUCCCGGCUUCUUCCAGAGCUUCUCUCCGGGGCUGAACGCGCACGGCUUUGGCGCUUCGUUUUCGCCGCAGAUGGGCGGCACUCCGCCGCAGCACGCACCCAGCCGCCGCUCCCCGCUCAGCCCGCAGCACGGCGCCUUCCUGCAGCAGAGGAACAGCUACAACCAGCAGCAGCCCCUCAUGAAGCAGUCUCUGUGGGGCGGCGGCUGGAAUUCGGGGGGCGUGUCCUGGGGCAGGGACCACCGAGGGCGUGGCAUGGGCAUGGCUGUGCCCGUCUCGCUGGGCCAGAUCUCGCCCAUGAAGAAGCCGUUCAGCAGCGGGAGCGUCAUCGCCCCACCCAAAUUCCCACGCUCCGGAGCGUCUCUCGGCCACAAAGCCUGGAACGACGACAACCUGUUCCGCACCGACAACAACAGCAACACACUGUUGCCUCUGCAGGAUCGGAGCAGGAUGUACGACAGUCUGAACAUGCACUCGCUGGAGAGUUCUCUGAUCGACAUCAUCCGGGCCGAGCAGGAUCCUCUGAAAGGCCGCAUGGGAUGCCCACAUCCUGGCGCCGAUGGCCUGCUCAUGCUCAAUGCAAGGAGCUACGGCAGACGGCGAGGACGCUCCUCGCUCUUUCCAAUUGACGACGGUCUCCUUGACGAUGGCCACGGUAACCAGGGAGUUUUGGGCUCGUCCGGUUAUCCGCAUCAGAACGGCGAGCGCAUCGAGAGAUUCUCACGGAAAGUGUUUGUGGGCGGCCUGCCACCCGACAUAGACGAAGAUGAGAUCACCUCCAGUUUCCGGCGCUUUGGUCACCUGGUUGUCGAUUGGCCACACAAGGCCGAGAGCAAAUCCUACUUUCCUCCUAAAGGUUACGCCUUUCUGCUUUUCCAAGAAGAGAGCUCGGUGCAGGCGCUGAUCGAAGCCUGUCUCGAGGAGGGUGGCAAACUCUACCUGUGUGUCUCCAGCCCUACCAUCAAAGACAAGCCCGUUCAGAUUCGCCCAUGGAACCUGAGCGACAGCGAUUUCGUGAUGGACGGCUCGCAGCCUCUCGACCCACGCAAGACCAUCUUCGUUGGAGGAGUGCCCCGCCCUCUGAGAGCAGUGGAGCUGGCUAUGAUUAUGGACCGCCUGUACGGUGGCGUGUGUUACGCCGGGAUUGACACCGACCCCGAGCUGAAGUACCCGAAAGGAGCGGGCCGAGUGGCGUUCUCCAAUCAGCAGAGUUACAUCGCCGCCAUCAGCGCCCGAUUCGUCCAGCUGCAGCACGGAGACAUCGACAAACGGGUGGAGGUGAAGCCCUACGUUCUGGACGAUCAGCUGUGUGACGAGUGCCAGGGCGCUCGCUGCGGCGGCAAGUUCGCGCCCUUCUUCUGCGCCAACGUGACGUGCCUGCAGUACUACUGCGAGUUCUGCUGGGCCAACAUCCACUCACGCGCUGGCCGAGAGUUCCACAAGCCGCUGGUCAAAGAGGGAGCCGACCGUCCGCGCCAGAUCCACUUCCGCUGGAACUAAGGAGCGACGGCGAAGCGCUCGCCGAGGCUACCAGUAUAGAGCACCUAACAGUAUACAAUAUAUAGAGAUCUAUGGAAAUAUUCUUUAAAUAUCUUUAUCUUUUGUAGCAGCCACAAACACUACACGCCUCAUUCGUUUCACCAAAUCACACACCGUUGCUCCUCCACCGUACCCUCAGUCUCUACAUCUCAGGCUUUUGUGGUACUUUUGCUGUCUUUUUUUUUGUUUGUUUUUAAGAGAUUUAAAAAAAAAGAUUUGUAUGGGUUUUUUUUUUAUUAUUAUUAUUUUUAUACGUCAUAUUUAUCACGUAGAGAAUGAGAAUGUCUUUCGCAUGAGAGAGGGCAGUUGUCUGUCUGUCCGCCCGUCUGUCUGCUGCUAACCCCCCUGAUACUCCCCAACCCCACCCCCUUUUGUGGGCAAAGUGCACAAUUGUGUCUGGAUAAACACUUGAUCUUGUAAUCCUGGGGAACCCCCUGAUGAAAUAGAUGCCUGCUGAGUUUCUUUACCAAAGGUAGCGAAAGAACACAAUUCUCACCUUCAUUUUGUAAAAUUGUGAGAAUUCAAUUCGUUACGCAAAAUUGUUUUAAACGUGGUCAAUCAGCCAAAAUCGCAACAGCUCCAGAAUUGAUUUGGCUCCGCCUCCCAAAGCUUAAAAGCGUAAAGGUGGCCAAUCGAUAAAUCAAAUAUUGUUUUUGAUGGGUUUCGUCCCCCUAAUACACUCCAGUCAGUGAUUGCAGUGUUUAAUUCCGUAAAGGACGGCACGCACGUAUCAUUCGCUUAUGUUUACAUACAAAUAUAUCACUUAUUGCAUUAUAUGGAAAAAAGUUGGACACCUGACAGUCAGAUUGAUAUGUGCUUCUUGAACAUUCCUUUCCACAUUGAGCCCCCAUUUGCCUAUUUAGACCCCCACUCUUCUGGGAAGAUGUUCCACUAGAUUUUGUCAAAAUUUUCAGGCAGUUUUUAAAUUCAGGUACUGAUGUAGAUAAGAAGGUGAGGAGGCCUGGGGUGCAGUCAGCGUCAAUUCAUCCCAUAAGUUUAAAGCUCUGUAGCAGGAGAUCUUCCACUCCAACCCAUAUAAAGGAAUAUCUUGAUGGAGCUGGAUUUCUGCACGUCAUGCUGGAACAGGUUUUGGUCUCCUAAUUCUAGUGAAGGAAACAUUUCAUUCCAUCGCAUCUAAAGACAUCCUAUAGCAAUUUCUGAAAGAAGCACAUAUGGCUGAUACUUUUACUUGUGUCCAUAUUUUGUAAGUCAUUCCCUGAUACACCAUUAAGCAAAAUCGGAAAAUCAAAUGAUUAGAUAAUUCUGUAGAGCUGUGGCUAAAACUGAAACGUAUAAAUUUGGCUGAUCGACUUCAUUUACGGCAAACGAAAAAACGUCAAACCUUCACGUUUUGUUCUCCGACCUGUUCCUUCAGGUCGAAUCUGAAGAUAUUGAGCUAAUCUCUAUUUUCGACCCACAUCAAGACUAAUACCUCACACCUGCGUAUCUGGUUUUGAGCUACGUCUAUGUAUGUAUACGCUUUGCUGCUAAGACGUAAAGUUUUGAUAUCUAAUGGCACCCGAAAUCGUGACCGAUUACAAUCGAAAUGCAGCACGUGCUUUCACACAGCCGUGGAGGAAUGGAAUGUGAAAAUGUGUGUGUUUGUACGAGUGUGUGUGUGUGUGCGCGUGUGUGCAUGGAUAUGCGUGGUAGGCUUCUAGACAAGUUUCUCAAAAAGGCACCUAAGAUUCAUUUUAUUGAUCACUACAUAGCAUGAGAGAAUCAACAUCCAUAUUAGGAUCUCGAUUCCAACAUGAUCUCACCAACAGUGAGAAUGGAGAAAUAUUCCGCUGAAGAAAAAUGACUACAAAAUACAAAAAAAAAACUUUGCAUGCUUCAAUAUGGUAAUUCGUUUACACAAAUAGCGUAAUUAGCGUGUCCGUUUAGCUCAGUGUAGUGAUAAAGCAGUGUGUCGUCCCGUCCCGUGAUCUCGUACGUCUUUGUCUGUGUGUGUGUUUAUUCACGUUUUUUUCUUUUCAUUUAAAAAUAACAAAGAUAUCGUAACAUUAUAAUAAUUCCACUUACAGCGCCUGCUACUCUCAAGUCUACUGUCGCUAGCUGAAAAUUCUGUAUAAUCACCCAAUCAUGCUAGUUUUAUUUUUACCUCGUCGUCUCAAACCGAAGAAUCUUCAGGAAGAAAACUAGCAUAACAGAACUAGCGUGUUCAGUAUCUACCCAAUGAAUUCUGAGUCGAGUUUAUGCUUUAAAAAAAGUAAAGCUAGCAUUUUCAGUAGCUAGCAGAUUUUUUUUACCACAGCAAAAUUGCUUACUUGUUUGAAAUGCUAGUUUUUCAUCAUUUCAUGCUAACAUAAAGAUCUUUACAUCGUUUUUUUGUUGGCGGAGUAAAUUUGAUUCGAAAUUUCAAAUUGUUCAGAAGAUAAAAUAUUAUAACUAGCAUGUUCAGUGGCUAGCUGUUUUAAUUUUCACCAAAAAUUCUACAUGCUAACGUAAAGAUUGUCGAGUAAACUUAAUUCAGUGACUAUUGGGUCAAAAUUGUAAAUCUUAGAAAGAUAUAAUGCUGUUACUAGCAUGUUCAGUAGCUAGCAGAUCUUUUUUCACCUCAGCAAAUAAGCUAAUCUGUCAGAAAUGCAAAUUUUCUUUCUGAUUUUAUACUAAACAUUUAAGGCUCAUUGAGAAAACUUGUUUGUUGAAGCAGUAAACUUGACACAGUGAAUAUUGGUUUAAGAUCCUGAAGAUAAAACGUCCUACUAACAUAUACAGUUGCUAGCAGAGGAUUUUUACCACACAAAUGUAUCCAAAAUGCUAUUUUUUUCUUCAGAAUGCAUGUAACACUGUGGAUGAGACUUUGGUGUUGAGCAGGAACUGAAUCAACUGACUGAUUUAGCAGUUGAGUCAAAAAUAAGAAUUACUAUAAUUAAUAAUAAGACUUGUUCACUAGCUAGCUGAUUGUCCAGCUAGCAUGCUACGUAGCAUGAAGGACAUACGAUAUAACUGAUUUUUUUGCUACGUUUGAUUACACACACAUUUGUAAGCAUUAUGCAGAGGUGCCACCAUUUUACAUGUUAGCAUUUUUACACAGUUUGACUCCUUUGCUACGUGAAAAAACGGGGUUUUUCUUUCUUACGGCGAAGUUUAGGACUCGACGUUUUCUAACUGGUCCUUGUCAAAUAAAAAAAAAAACCAACUUUUAUUAUUAAACAUUUAUAUAUAUUUUUUCCUGCUAGAAUUUUCUUGUUAGCAAUGUUGACGCCUCUGCAUUACGUUCAAAAACCAAGAAUUCAGUAACAUCCUUUAUCUGUGAGACAACACUGUGUGACAAAAAAAAUACAACUAUCAAAGAUCAGAAGCCGGCGUGCUAGCAUGCCGUUAAUUGUUUCGGAUCGCUAGCUAAGCAUCGGUUCCAGCUAGCUAGGAGAGGCGUGUUGAGGUGACAUUUGUCUUUUAAUUACGGCAUUUGGCAGACGCACUUAUCCUGAAUGAAUUACCAUAAUCAAGUGAGCAGUUGAAGAUUAAGGGGCCUUGCUCAGGGGCCCAGGAGUGGCAUCGUAAUUGAGCUGACAUUUGAAUUCACAACCUUUUGACCAGAAGUCCAACAUCUUUACUACUGAGCUACCGCUUUCCCGGCGAUAGAUUUUGUCUCUCUGACAAAAAAAUAAGAGAUGAACUACUGAUUACUGAAGCGAAUGGACCCAAACGCAGGAUAUUGUUAAUUUUUCUUUCUCUUUUUAUUUUUUUCGCAACCUAAUCGAUCUGUAGCGUAGCGGUCCACCCAGGCGUAGUUGUCACGUCUCUCUGUAAAUGAAGUGCAGCCCUGUGGAAAGUGUUAGGGACAAUCUGCGUGUAAGCAAAGCCCGGGCGAGUUCGCCCUUUUUUCUGUACUUUACUUGGUUUUUUUUGCGCAUUUUGUAUUUAUUGCAAAGUAUUUAUUCACGUCCGUCGUUUCGAUCACGUGCACUACUACCCUCGAACGUCUCUAGCACAUCGAUCUUAACGGAUGGAUAUCGAAGUCUACUGUACACCAACACACACACACAAAAAAUGUAAAAGAAAAAAAGAUUUUUGCUGACUACCUUUUUUUUUUUUAACUAUAACAAAAUAUUUAAUGUUUAUUCGUGCUAACUUAUUUCAUAAAAGCUUCGGACAUCAUUGAAUAUAUUUAUAUAUGGAACGUAAACAACGGUCGAAGAGAAAGAAGAAUAGUAAUGUAAAGGACGAAUGUCCCAAAGUCCACGAAGGAAACGUUUCCCGACGACGUCGUAUAGCGUCCCGUAAUCCCUUUAACACUCUGCUGUCGCUGGAGUUUGUGCUCAGUACUGUGUCCUGUUCUCUCUGUGUUUUGGUGUUUUUACUUUUUUUAUUUUAUUUUGUCUUUUGUACAAAAGUCGUAUUUAUUUCUAUUUUUGUAGAUUGGAUUGUAUUUUUCUAUUUCACUUAUUCUUUAUUUUUCCCUCAUUAUCAUUUACGAUUCAGCAGGAUUUUGGUGGAAAUACUUAUAUAUAUACAUAUAUAUGUGUGUGUGUGUGUGUGUGUAUAUAUAUAUAUAUAUAUAUAUAUAUAUAUAUAUAUAUAUAUAUAUAUAUAUAUAUAUAUAUAAAUCAAACCACCCAUGCAAUUAUGUGUAUAGUCAUAGAUUGGUUAAUAUAUAGUUGCUUUUUGGACAUAUUAAUGUGAUUAAAUUAAAAUUAAUAUAUUCAGUUGUUAUAUUAUUUGAAGGGUUGUUUUUUAUUAUUAUUACUAUUAUUAUUAUAAUCAUAAUUUUUUUUUUUUUUUUUUUUUAAUGGAAAACACUUGAUCCCCAGACCCCCUACCCCCCACCUCACUAACGUGCAGAAACUUGAACACACUUUGAAAGGCUGACUAACCUCGGAUCUGUGUUGUGUCGUGCAAUACUGUUUCUAACGUUUGUAUAAAAGAAAAGCGAGAACUGCAGUGUAUACCUUUUUAACGCAGAUUUUAUUUUUGUCAUUGCCUCUUUUGCAGAAUUCCCGAUUCACGGUUGUCAUUUUUUUACGGUCGGAUAAAAAAAAAAAAAAAAAAAAAAAAAAAGACGAAACUUUUUUUUUUUCAUCGCGACUAUUUUUAAAAAAAAGAAAUAAUAACCCAGAUCUCUUUGUACUGAUGUAAAUGAUUGUAGUUUAUUUUGGAUAGCGUUUUUUUUUUGCUAAGAAAAAAAACAAAAAAACAAAAGGAGAUUUUUUUCCACGCAUUUCUAUUUAAUUUCAACUUGUUUGAUCGAUUUUAUUAUUAUUAUUAUUAUUAUUAUUAUUAUUAUUUCACUUUAAUGGUGGGUGAAAAUACUUUUUUUCAUAUGUCAUUAACCUUGUUUUGUAUUUUUAUGUGGAAAAUAUAUAAAUAUCUAAUUUUAUGAUGCGAAUUGCUAAGAUGUUAUUCAUUUGAAUUAUUUUUCAAGCUGAGAUCUUUGUAAUAUUGUUAACGUUACUAGUUUUUAAAUCAGAGUUUGUGUACAGGAUCUGCUCGAGCGGUUUAUGAAGUGUUUUGCGGAUUGUAAUUAUUACUGAACGGAUUCUUUGAUAUGCAAAAAAAUUAAUAUGAUGUUAAUUUUUAUUUUGGAUUUUAUUAUUGUUUUGUUAUUAUUUUAUUUAAACGGGGUGUUGAUUAUAAACUUUAUUUUGUAUUUCAGUUUCAUGAAUAAAGAGACGUUCUGUUGGGA
This is a messenger RNA of Silurus meridionalis, 9332 nucleotides long. RefSeq names its product cytoplasmic polyadenylation element binding protein 2 (gene cpeb2). The transcript is spliced from 11 exons. Gene Ontology annotation, cellular component: cytoplasm; neuron projection; synapse. Gene Ontology annotation, biological process: negative regulation of cytoplasmic translation. The record is from RefSeq and is a predicted model, not a curated record. Gene Ontology annotation, molecular function: translation factor activity, RNA binding; mRNA regulatory element binding translation repressor activity; ribosome binding. Bases 1379 to 3661 code for a protein of 760 amino acids. NCBI's taxonomy places the organism in Eukaryota, Metazoa, Chordata, Actinopteri, Siluriformes, Siluridae.